Pseudomyrmex gracilis is the source of this 3162-nucleotide messenger RNA. RefSeq names its product GPI transamidase component PIG-S (gene PIG-S). The transcript has 10 exons. Gene Ontology annotation, cellular component: GPI-anchor transamidase complex. Gene Ontology annotation, biological process: attachment of GPI anchor to protein. The record is from RefSeq and is a predicted model, not a curated record. NCBI's taxonomy places the organism in Eukaryota, Metazoa, Arthropoda, Insecta, Hymenoptera, Formicidae. The coding region runs from base 292 to 2001 and encodes 569 amino acids.
UGAUAGGAAUGAUAGGCAUGAGUGGACACGAGUAGGGUUAGUAGUGAAGUGUUUACACGUUUAGUUUUUAAAAUAUAAAGAAUGAUUCAAUAUGUAUUAGUAUAUCUCUAUCAAUCGUCGCAGGAUUUAUUAGUGUCAAAGUUAUGAUAAUUACUUUUAUUAACAGUGCGUGUAUAUUAUUACGAUAUGUACGAUAGGCGCGAUAGUUGUGUUUUAUAGGUUAUGUUCUUUUAUAUUUUCUUCGUGAAAAUUUUUUACAAAGAGUGAUUUUAUUUGACAGUUUGACAAAAUAUGGUGGAAAACGUGAUACAACGUGGUUCUACAGAAAACAGCAAUGAAACGGAAAAAGAAGAUCCCGGUAAAGAUGUGGAUGAGAAGUACAGGAUAUAUGCGAGUCUCUCGUUCGCGGUGCUGCUGCUGGGAAUCGGCGUGCCUCUCUGGUGGCAUACCACGAAGGUACCCCGUGUUGCGCUACCCUACACCGGAAUCGACGAAUUGUCGCAGCUGGACAUCAGGAUCACCACGAAGAUCAUUGUUGCGGCGCUGUCGUACGACCGCGGUCAAUUACUGACGCGCGAAAUCAAACAGGCAUUCGCCAAUGCUGAGCUGUAUCAACUAGACGUGGAAUAUCAAGUGAUAUCCAAUAACUUGCUGUUCGCUUUCGGGCACCAACUCGAAAAGGUAGCGGCGACUUUCGACCUGGAUGUGGGUAGCUUGCUCUUGCUGGAAACCACAAAUCUGAAAGAUGCCAUUGUGGUUGGUCCCAAGAGAACGCUGUACUUCUCCACCAAAGCCAGCGAUGCUAAAUUGAUACAAGUAUUGUCGGAAUGGAUUCUACACGAUAAAUCAUUGGCGCUGACAAAGAACGCGCUUGCCGAGCCUACUAUGUAUAGUUUGGACGAGGAAAACAGAAGGCGAUUCCCAGCUAGUCCGGCGUACGACAUUCUAAUCACUUUGGUUAACCCUGACCCUGAAAAGUUAAAGAUUGUUUGGGACUUGAAGAUGGUAUCCGAAGGCUACAUGAAACCGUUCUUGAACGAGUUAUCUAUUCUAAGCAACUUCUCGGUCAAAUCACAAUGGCUGUACCUGUUAUCUUUGGACAUGAAUCCUAGACGCGUGCCUGAUAGCAGCCCGAGUCGCAGACAUUUUGCUUUACGUGAGAGCGUUUUGCCGCAGCUCGUGACACCGCUGGAGAAGAAAUUAGCAUCGCAGGUUAGCCUCCAUCCGUGCAUUAAUUUGGUCGUCUACAUGGUGCCGUGCGAUAGCGCGCCUCUGCACAUCUACACUCGCAGCGGACACAAACCACGAACGGAUAACAACGUGGAAGCCUUUCUCUCUCCGAGAUGGGGUGGUGUAAUUUUGGUCAAUCCACCGCCGGAAGCUUGCGAGGUGACGCGAGAGAACGAAACUGUUACAAUCGUUCCCGAAGAAACCGCCAUAGUGGGCACGUUUCUGGCACAACUUCGACUAUUAUUAGGCAUUCCAGAAACGAAACCUAUUAACGGGGUGACAUCUGUGCCAUUGGUGGGAUUGAAAUCUCGGGAUUGGGAAAUCGAUUCCCUGUUGAGAUUUCGCACCGUCGAACAAUUGACUUCGGCGAAAUUGACCUUGCAAUCGCUGGCGCAGCUGCUCAAGGAAAUUAGCAAUAUCGUUAUCACGGACGUGGUAGGAAACAGGAUCAAGACCGCACUCGAACUGGUACACCAAUCCGCUGAACAUCUGCAGCGGGGCGAUCUCCAACGUAGCUUUAUCCUUAGCAAAGAGGCUUUCGUUACCGCCGAAGCGGCCUUUUCCGAUCCGACGCUUCUGGCGCUUCUUUACUUCCCGGAGGAUCAAAAAUACGCCGUGUAUAUACCUCUGUUUCUGCCGGCGAUGAUACCGGUAUUGCUGUCACUUAAAAAUAUAAAAAAAUACUACUUUCCUGAAAAGAGUAGUACAAGUAAAAAAACAGAUCGUAAUGAAAGUAAGAAUGAUGAGGACAAAAAACUGAAGCUCGGAUAAUAAAAGGUAAAUGUACAGCAGUGACAUAUACCGUAUGAUUUCGCGUAAUAUGCAGUGAUAUCGACUGUUUCAUCGCAGAAGCUCUUAUCUAUAAAUUUCUUUUAUUUGCAUCUAGCGUUAAAACAUAGCUAUCGCGUAUAAAUAUAUCGGAAUAUUUUUAACACGCGCCACUGGAACGUAAUACAUAAAUUUAGUUUGCAUUUAAAACUAAUUCCGUUAGUCGGAAUCGUGUGUGAUCUUAAUAUUGAUCGCGUUAAGUACGAGAAUAAAUCUACGAACUGUUUUUAUUAUUAUUAUUAUUUAAUAUUAUUAUUAUUAUUAUUACUUAACGUCGCUUGUAUAACCGGCGACAGUUUCGCACACUGAGAGAUUCUCGCGCGAAAAGAGAAAACAUCAAUGAAAACGCGUGAAAAAACCGAUAAUAUCUGUUUUUAUUUCAAAAAAGAAAACGUUCGAUGAGACAUAAUAUGUAUAUGUGAAAUCAUUUGUACGAAAAAGAAAAUAUAAUAAGCGACUUUUUUCUUGAGCUAGUUUUUUUUUCGUAUUUGUUUUUAUUCGAAGAACGAGGUCUGUGAGCAAAAUCCCAAGCAAUCCGCAAAUAUUAAAUAGAUUAACAUCUCGUUUAAUCUCUCUCUCUCUCUCUCUCUCUCUCCCCCUCUCUCAUGUUUGCUUUCUUUUUUCACAUGCGGUCAAAAUAUGCAUACAGACAUACAUUAUCACGCAUCCAAAAACGCAAGGUUCCGCGCAACAUCUUCAUUCCUCGCAUGCCUUUUCGAUUAGAUUCCAAAAGUUAAUAAUCAAUUAAAUCGCGUUAGAAACAACUCUACGAAUUUUUAUGUACAUGUAUAUCAAAUCAAUCCUCAACCACAUUACCAAAAGGUUACAAAAAAAAUUGCGAACGUUAUAAAUUACUGUAAAAAAAAAUUGAGAUGAAAAAUAAUAUAUGUCCAUCUACCGUGAGAGACCGCCUUUCUUUUUUUCUCCCUAUAUUUGAUUUAUGGUUAAAUAAAGAGUUCAAUGUCAUUCAGUAAGAAAAGAACAUAUAGUAAUAAAAAAUAACUAAUAGUAAAAUAGUUAGCUGCUCUGACAUUAGCUAGUAUAAAAUAUACAUGUAGCUAGUAUAAAAUAUACUUUUCACUUAAAAAAAAAAAAAAAAAAAAA